Molecule: messenger RNA, 577 nt
Organism: Rubroshorea leprosula
Lineage: Eukaryota; Viridiplantae; Streptophyta; Magnoliopsida; Malvales; Dipterocarpaceae
Source: the annotation of a GenBank genome assembly
AAUUAAAAUCUGUUCGAAAAAAAUUAAAUUUAAAACCCAACCUGCCGAUCGAGGUGCUUUUCAUCUAGUUUUCACUAUGAAGAAGGGUGACCCCCACUGCAACCACGCUGGGGAAUGCGAUGGGUAGGUGUUGAAUUAUUGGAUUGUAUCAUUUUUGGUUUUUCUAUUCCAUAUUCUGCAACCUGCAUUCUCAACCUUCUUCAAAAACACUUGAAUUGAUCAGGAAACAAUAGUUCCAUGCCCAGAAGCCAUCUUUUCGUCGGCAACUUCUUCGACAUAGUUUUCAAGCCUUCGGUGAAUGGGUUGAGUAGCUAUGGCGUCGGGAGGAUGGAAGGAGAAUUUGCAAGAAAGGGUUUUAGAAUAGAGAGCUUUUGAAUGCAGAGAAACAGGGGCAAAUCAAAGAAGAAAAGGGGAUGAAGUUAUUGGUGUGAAUAUGAAGAAUACAAAGAAGGAAUUCAUGUUAAGGAUUUUGUGAAAAUCUGGAAAGUGGAAGCAGGGAAAAGUUGAAGAUGAGCAAAAUUGGGAUUUUAUGCUUUUAACUUGAAACGAUGCCGUUUAAUAAUUCAAUCCGACAAAA